CAGGAGGGGGAUUCAGAUUACCAGACUUUACCUUAGAUCCUUCGUGGAAUGAGAUAAGAGUGCAGAACAAGCACACAGAUGACAACCGUGCGGGGUCACACACACACCCCCCCCCCCCCGCUGACCAGAGAAAAGCACCCUUCCCCCUGGCUCUGCUUCUGGCUUCGGGGCCUGGACACAGCCCUCUGGAGACCCCACUUCUGUGCCUUCAGAACCCACAGGUGGAGCCCGACUCCCCUGUCCCAGGGCAGGCCCUGUGGGCGAGGAGUGUUCUCUCCAGUGGGGAAUGAAAAGAGGACGUGGAAGCGGCCGGUCCCGGCCCCUUGGGUGGCUGAGGGACUUGUGUCCACAGCACAGCAUACCGGCCCGGCCUCAGGGAGCCCGUGAGUGCACGUGCCCUCUUUAUUGGGGUGUCCUAGGGGCUGUCCUGGGGCUCCCCUGGGGGACUGCCCUGGGGCCCUCGCUGGGAGCAGGUCCCUCGGGAGAAACAGGAGGGUGUGCGCUGGCAGGGGUCCCCAGCAGGAUCAGGAGGCUGCUCUGAAGACUCCAGGGGUGGCAGCGAGCCGAUGGGGCGCUGGGUGAAUGAGGGCGCGCUCACUGUGACCCGGUGAGCAGCAGGACGCACCUCGGGGCGGGGCUGGCCAGGCGGGCCGGGCUGGGCCCCACAGCGGCCCAAGGGCCCAAGCGGGAAUCUGCCCUGCAGCCGCGCCCAGGCACGUCCCCAGGUCCCCAGGGCGCACACGCCCGUGCGGGCCGGCCUUUAUCACUGAGCCCCGAAGAAGGCAGGGGGCAGAGCGGGCGGGGACCCAGCUCGCGGUGUGCCCGGGAGACUGACACGGGCCGGGCCACGCGCGCGCCAUGGGCCGCUACACGGGCGCGACGUGCCGGCUGUGGGCCAUGCUGGUGCUCACGGGCGGCUUCUUCGUGGCCGAGCUGGUGUCGGGCUACCUGGGCAACUCGAUCGCUCUGCUGUCCGACUCCUUCAACAUGCUGUCCGACCUCAUCUCGCUGUGCGUGGGCCUGGUCUCUGGCCACCUGGCGCGGCGCACGCGCCGGGGCCUGCGCGCUACCUACGGGUUGGUGCGCGCCGAGGUGGUGGGCGCGCUCUGCAACGCCGUGUUCCUCACCGCGCUCUGCUUCACCGUCUUCGUGGAGGCCGUGCUGCGCCUGGCGCGGCCCGAGCGCAUCGACGACCCGGGCCUGGUGCUGGUGGUGGGCGCCCUAGGGCUGGCGGUCAACGUGCUGGGGCUGCUCAUCUUCCAGGACUGCGCCGCCUGGCUGGCCUGCUGCUCCCGGGCCCGGCGCGCUCGCCGGCGGCCCAGAGACCAGGACGGCGGCCCCCGGGGCGCCCAGGACCCGGCGUUCGCCGCCGCCCCGCCCGGCCCCAGCCGCGCGGGGGCGCAGGACAAGGGCGCCACGGUGAUCGCCAGCGUAGCAGGUGAUUCCCUGAACACCCAGAACGAGCCGGAAGAGACUGUGAAAAAGAAGAAGUCGGAAGCCCUGAAUAUCCGAGGGGUGCUCCUCCACGUGAUGGGCGACGCCCUGGGCUCCGUGGUGGUGGUCGUCUCGGCCGUCAUAUUCUACGUGCUUCCUCUGGAGAGCACGCAGCCGUGUAACUGGCAGUGCUACAUCGACCCCAGCCUGACUGUCAUCAUGGUCAUCAUCAUCCUGUCGUCUGCCUUCCCGCUCAUCAAGGAGACGGCCAGCAUCCUCCUGCAGAUGGUACCCCCAGGCGUCAACAUGGAAGAGCUCAUGAGCAGACUCUCCGCCGUGCCCGGCGUCAGCGGCGUGCACGAGGUCCACGUGUGGGAGCUGGUGAGCGGGAAGGCCAUCGCCACGCUGCACGCCCAGCUCUGGGAGGCCCAGGCGCGCCCGGACGCCAGCGCGGAACUGCGGCGCAUCUUCCACGGCGUGGGCGUCCACAGCGUCACCAUCCAAUUCGAGCGCGAGGACUCGCCGGCGGGCCCCGACUUCCUGCAGGCGUGCAGCAGCCCCUGCGUGUCCCGGGCCUGCGCUGAGAAGCUGUGCUGCCCGCCCGGGGCGCUGCCCCUGGCCCACGUCAACGGCUGUGCCGAGCGCAACGGGGGCCUGGCCCCCGAGGACCAGCGCUGGGCGCACAGCACGCAUUUCUAGCGCGGGGCCCGCGGGCAGGCUGCGGCCGAGGCCGAUGGGGGCUCGGCGUGGUCGGGCGCGAUGCGCGCGCGCUCGGGACCCUUUCCGUGCCCGGUGCCCCGCUCUGCUCUUGCUCCCCAGAGCACCGCAGUAGGUGUCCGCGGGGUCCUCUGCAGCUCUCGCCUCCUGCGAUCGGGGUGCUGGGGGAUCGAGGCGCCCACUUCAGGCGGACAGGCGCUCACCGGCCUCCACAGCCGCUGCUUUGCAAACAGCACGCACCCGGCCCUUGGGUGAGGUCAGCCCGAGGUUGUGGAAGCAACUAAAGGAUGGAACGGCUGUGUUUUUCCCAAUCUCCUCGAAAAUCAUCCAAGAGGAAGCUUAGAGACUUUCGGCACUGCUGAAAGAUCCGCGAUGCAUCUUUUGAUGAACGUAAGGGACCGACUUGAGCUGGGUAGUGUCACCCCGGAGGGCAGGGCUCGGUGUGGGGAUGGGGAGCUGGGUCUCCUUUGCAACAUGCCCUUUUCGCCCGGAAGUGGGGAAUAUUUCUACUUACUAGAUUAUGACCCAAGUACUUAUUUGCUGUUUUGAAAUCUCCAGUGGGCUCGAGGUCACUUGGCCUCUUGCUGAUUUUCUUACCUGUCCAGAUGUCCUUGGUCUCCUUUUAUUUUUAUUAUUUUUAGUUUUUAUUUUUUUGGUACCGGGAAUCGAACUCAGGACCUUGCUGGAACCACUGAGCUAAAUCCCGGGCCCCUUGGUCUCCUUUUAUAUGAUCACAUUGAUCUAUGCCGGGUUUGCCAGGGGAAAUGAGCAUUCAGGACCCGAUCGGUCGUUCCUGCCAAGUAAACCAGCCUGGCUGCCUUGUCUUUAAUUAGACACAUUUUAGGGUAUUUAUUAUAGUUCCCAGCUGGUAACUUGAUGGGAAGGUUGAGAAUUCAUUUAACUGCUGCUUUUAACGUGUUUUGAGGACCUCAGCAUUUUCUUUUAUGAACAUGUUGCCAAAUUCAAAUAAAUUUAUUAUAAUCUGGUUCAAUCACAUAACCCAACUCUAUUAGUAGUGGGAAAACAUCUGCCACGCAUUUAACACAUUGUUUACGCAUCAGGAUUUAGUCUUGAAGAUGUAAGGAAAUGGACAGUAUCUUAGAGAAUCAGGGUCUGCUACAGUAGGUUGCAAAAUUGACAAAACAGUCAUCUACUGGGCUGUGAGCUUUGAGUCCUAUUUAGAACCUGGACAGGAUUCCACAGAAGUGUGGUGAUGAUAAUAGAAACAGCAUCCACAUCAUUUAGAAAAAUUUCUCCUUGCCAGGCACGCUAGCACGAGCCUGCCGUCUCAGCUUCUCAGGAGGCUGAUGCAGGAGUAUCGCUUGAUCUCAGGAGUUUCAGGCCAACCCGGGUAACAGAAUAAGAUCCUGUCUUAAAAAAAAAAAUUGUCGUAAUCCUAAAUUCAAAGGCUGAUAAGUAAGCAGCUGUGAUCAGUAGCAUAGGAAAGUCUUUGUUCCUUGAAAGUUCAUAGUUUGAUUUUAAUUUGGCCAUAAAUAGAAAAGUGCCUAAAAAUGUUCUUAUGUCUAGAAAUUCAUCGGAUUAGGUUAGAUGCACUUUAUAAGCUGAAGGGGCAGAAAAUAACAGGCCAGUACCUUGAUUUUUAGCAUAAGUAUGUGACUCAAAGGAUGCAGGGUUCUCUGAGAGAAACCGUGGGGAUCUGGGAACCACACUCCUGUUACUUCUUGUUUUUGGUACUAGGGAUCGAACUCGGGUCCUUCCCCUUGUGAGGCAGGUGGCGGAACCACUGAGCUAAAUCCCCAGCCCACUCUUGUUACUCCUUGUUUGAGCUGCUGGAGCCACAGCUGAAGAAGAAAUUUAUUCCGAAUUGGAAGCUCUAAUUUACUUUCACAACAUGCUGCCUUUAUUAAAUGGGAAAACUGCAAUUUUACAGUUUUUGUGCAAGCGUCUCAAGGAAGACAUUUUAGUUUGCAUCUAAGUAAUGCAUUUGAUCAGUCGCUGAAGUAUUUUUCUGGAAAGAGAAAGGCACUUAAUUCCAAAAUAAAUAUAACCUCAGAAGACUGCCUCAAUUGACAUUGAUAAGCACAUCAAACUGUGGACCUGGCAACGAUACCUUUUUAAGAUGGGGUGCCUGAGUGGACUUAACAGCGUCUGGAAAGCCUGGUAUGGGUGGCAGCUUGGGGUGGUGUUGAGUGUGCCCCCAGCUCUGUGACCCCUGCUGUGUAAUGUUUUACUGGAUUCUACUUUCCUUUGAACUGACCUGCCUUUUUGUUUUGUCAAACAGGGACUCACUAUGUAAUUCAGGCUGGCCUCAAACUCACUUUGUAGCUCCGGCUGGCCUCAAACUUGCAGUGAUUCUCCUGCCUCAGCCUCCUGAGUGCUGGGAUCACAGGCGUGCGCCAUCAGCUGGCUGACCAGCCUUUGAAUUCUCCCAAGGAAAUGCAAGAAAAUUUUCUUUUUCCCUCUGCAUCAGCAACGUUGGUAAACAAUGUAUUAAAACACAGUAGAUUUUCUUUGAGAGUAGAAAAACCGUGACCCUUAGUUUGUAGCUUCCUUCUAGAAUGUUCUUCCCUUUUUUUGAAGUACUGAAAACAGUUUUUUUCCUGAAGUGCUGGGGAUCAAAGCCAAGUCUUCAUGCAGGCUGCAGCUAAAUCCCACCCAGGAAAUGUUGCUUAGAAAGUGUGUUAAGUGGGAGGUGUUCCCUGCCGGUGGCCGGGGCACUAGUCCUCCCUAGCCCUCCUGCUGGCCGGGCACCUCCUCCACCAGCAGGAGCCCCAGGUCCUUCCCCGUUGUUUCAGAGCAGAGAGGACCAAUAUGGUCUGCUUCACUUCAGUUUCCAGCUUGGAGUCUGAAAGUGGAGGUUAGGGUUCUCCAGGGGUUUGCCUGUUAGGGUUACCCUCGGGGCCACCAGUCUCCCUUGUUGACAAAAGAAAUACUUCCGACAUUUUUGAUAAGAUGCCAGUAAAACAGGGAGACACUCUUGGGGGAAAAAUUGAAAAUAGGCUCUGUAUUUAGUGACUUCCCCCCCACAAACUGGGGAAACACUAAUGGCAGUAAAUCAGCAACUCCAACGUUCAAUGGGAAUGAGUGAUUUGAAUGUCAAAAGUAAAAACAAAAAAUCUAGCCUAACAACAAAAUACCCCAGCACAAAUCAGGGCGGUAGAUGUUGUGUUACACCAAGGCAGUGCCCUGGGUCGUGGAAAGCACUUCUGCUAUGCUGGAGCUGGCUGUCUCAGUCGGGAAUAUCAUGUUUUGAACCCUCACAGGCUGACCUGGGGCUGGGGACAGGCAGCCGCACCCUGGCUCCCCCCGCAGGGCCCAGGGUCCCAGACCUGCCUCUGGGUGCCCUGUGUGCCCCAGCAGGGAAGGGGGAGUCCUGUCCCUAGUUCUGAACCACUAGCUACAACCAAGAGUGGGUUAGGGAGAGUGUUGAUGGCUGUCAGUGUCACCAGGUCUGCAGGAUUCGCUCUUUAAAAACAAGAUUUUUAUUUUAUUUUAUUUUUUGGUACUAAGGGUUGGACUCAGGACCUGUUGUUAAAUAUGUGCUCCACUACUGAGCAACACCCCUGGGCAAACAAGAUUUGUUUUGGAGACAGGGUCUGCCUAUGUAGUUCAGGUUGAUCUUGAACUGACAGCAAUCCUCCUGCCUCAGCCUCCCGAGUGCUGGGAUCACAGGUGUGCACCACCAAGCCUGGCUAAGAUUUUUUUUUUUGGUACCGUGGAUUGAACUCAGGACCUUGCACUUUCACGGCAGGUGCAGUGCCACUGAGCUACAUCCCCGGCCCCCUGGCUAAGAUUUUAAAAAUGAAAUCAAACUAUCCAUGUCUCAAUAGAGGAAUUUUGGAAAUUAUACACUUUGGAAAAUAAAAAGCCUUUACAAAUGCUAUUGUGCAGGCCAGACACUACCACGACUCUGAGGAACAAAAGCACUGGCUGGCGUUUUUCAGAGUCCAUUUCUUUGGUUCUUGAUUUUCCUCAGUUUGAUGAGCCCGCUGCUAAACAAGGCUAGAAAAUAUCAACACAGCUGAUUCUUGGGGUUAAGGUCACUUCUCCUUUGUACUUAAGUUCACCAAUUUAAGCCUGAUGUUUCCUGUUCUGGAUAAGCUGCUCAUCUCCGUGCUCAGGAGGAGUCGAGACGUUAGAAAAGCACUUUACUGCUCAUGGCCCCGAGUCCCUUCCAAACACUGUUUCCUCAGCGAAGGCAAAAUGUAUUGAUUGCAUUUCAAAGUAGCUUGCUUUUAAAUGUAUUUUCCCACUCUUGUGGUUAAAGGCUGCGAGAUGGACAGACAGACAGACUAGAGGAAGUGAGGCCCCUCUUUCUUGCUCGGCAUUCAGCUGUCCAGAGCGGCUGAAUGUGUGUGAGAACAAUCCAGAGAGGCCAACUUCUGGGGACAGGGCCCCUCCUGGAGGUCUGGGCCCAUGUUACGGUUUUGUGGAGUUCUGUUGCUUGAAGUCCUUCGCUCCUCACAGGUGAUUCUGCCAAAGGGUGACUGUCACAUUUGGGGACAUCCUCAAAACAUUAAGAUGCAGAGUUUAGAUAACUCAUUUCUGGUUGAUUGUGAGUCCUCUAGCCACAUAUGUGCACCUGCACACCUUUCGGAGGAGGUGGAAGAUGUUCAAUGGCGCUGUCAAUAAAAAUGUUUAAAGAAUGAAAACACAGCCCAGAUGUUUGUGGAAAUUAAACAGAAAGCCCAAAGUAGCUGAACUCAUCUUGUCUUUGCCACUUAGCUUAUUACCCAGGUAAUAAAGAAUUGGUUUGGCUGUAAUAAGGUG
This is a messenger RNA of Heterocephalus glaber (naked mole-rat), 6882 nucleotides long. RefSeq names its product solute carrier family 30 member 10 (gene Slc30a10). Gene Ontology annotation, cellular component: membrane. Gene Ontology annotation, molecular function: zinc ion transmembrane transporter activity. Lineage: Eukaryota; Metazoa; Chordata; Mammalia; Rodentia; Bathyergidae. The record is from RefSeq and is a predicted model, not a curated record. Gene Ontology annotation, biological process: detoxification of zinc ion; manganese ion transport; intracellular zinc ion homeostasis.